This is a messenger RNA of Myotis davidii, 2996 nucleotides long. RefSeq names its product thymine DNA glycosylase (gene TDG). The transcript has 9 exons. Bases 72 to 1295 code for a protein of 407 amino acids. Lineage: Eukaryota; Metazoa; Chordata; Mammalia; Chiroptera; Vespertilionidae. Gene Ontology annotation, molecular function: mismatch base pair DNA N-glycosylase activity. Gene Ontology annotation, biological process: base-excision repair, AP site formation. The record is from RefSeq and is a predicted model, not a curated record. Gene Ontology annotation, cellular component: nucleus.
CUUAAUUUAAUUGUUCUUUCAGCUAUUCUCUUCAGCAAGCUCAAGCUUUUUACACAUUUCCAUUUCAACAAAUGAUGGCCGAGGCUCCUAACAUGGAAGUUAUGGACACACAGCAGAUGCCAGCGGAAGUUCCAGAGCCAGCUCCUGCUCAGGCACCUGAACAAGAGGCUCCCAAAGGAAGGAAAAGAAAACCCAGAACAAGACAACCAAAAAAACCAGCGGAACCCAAGAAAACUGCCAAGGCCAAAAAGCCUGCCGAGGCCAAGAAAGCCACUGAGGCCAAGAAAGCCGCCGAGGCCAAGAAACCUGCUGAGGCCAAGAAGUCUGCCAAGUCUGCAAAAUCAAAAGAAAAGCAAGAAAAAAUUACAGACACGUUUAAAGUGAAGAGAAAAGUUGACCGUUUUAAUGGUGUUUCAGAAGCCGAACUUUUAACCAAGACGCUCCCGGACAUUUUGACCUUCAAUCUGGACAUUGUGAUUAUUGGUAUAAACCCGGGACUGAUGGCUGCUUACAAAGGGCAUCAUUACCCUGGACCUGGAAACCAUUUUUGGAAGUGUCUGUUUAUGUCAGGACUGAGUGAGGUCCAACUGAACCAUAUGGAUGAUCACACUUUACCAGGAAAAUACGGUAUUGGAUUUACCAAUAUGGUGGAAAGGACAACCCCAGGCAGCAAGGACCUCUCCAGUAAAGAAUUUCGUGAAGGAGGACGUAUUCUAGUCCAGAAAUUACAGAAAUAUCAGCCACGAAUAGCAGUGUUUAAUGGAAAAUGUAUUUAUGAAAUUUUUAGUAAAGAAGUUUUUGGAGUAAAGGUUAAGAACUUAGAAUUUGGACUUCAACCUCACAAGAUCCCAGACACAGAAACUCUCUGCUACGUGAUGCCAUCAUCCAGUGCAAGAUGUGCUCAGUUUCCCCGAGCCCAGGACAAAGUUCAUUACUACAUUAAGUUGAAAGACUUAAGAGAUCAAUUGAAAGGCAUUGAACGAAACACAGACGUUCAGGAAGUUCAGUAUACAUUUGACCUGCAGCUUGCCCAAGAGGAUGCAAAGAAGAUGGCUGUUAAGGAAGAAAAAUAUGAUCCGGGUUAUGAAGCAGCAUAUGGCGGUGCUUACGGUGCAAAUCCAUGCAACGGUGAACCUUGCAGCUUCUCUUCAAAUGGGCUAACAGCUGACUGUGGAGAAUCGACUUUCAGUGAUGUUCCCAACGGGCAGUGGAUGAGCCAUUCGUUUACGGACCAGAUUCCUUCCUUCAACAAUCAUUGUGGGAUGCAAGAACAGGAGGAAGGAAACCUUGCUUAGGCACGGUGCUUCUCAGCCCUGCUCCAAUGCUGCAGUUUUAUUGCAGUUGUCAGGGAGUGGCCCUCAGUUUGCUAACUGAAGUAUUUUAUUAGUGUUUUCCUCCGGUGAUGUAUCCAUAGUACAGUUGUAUGGUAGAAUCAACUGUAUGAACCUAGGUAGUUUGGAAGGAACAUUUAGGAUUUUUUUGUAUAUGAGUUUUUGUAUUUGAAUGAACCAUCAUUCCAGCAUUUUAUAAAGGCUUUUUCAUUUUAGAAGAAAGUGAUUUUGUGGGGGAGUCACUUUUAAACAGUAAUUUAAGAAAUGCAACAGUCUGAAUAUUUAUAUUUGAUUAUUCACUGUGCGUAAACCUAGAAACACCAUUACCCCUCUUAUGCCUAAGAAGGGCAUGCUGUUAAUAAGAGUUGCCACUGGUAAAGAGGCAGAUGUGUGGAUGUUCAUGUGAAGUUAAGCCUCUGGAGUCAUGUUCACACUCAGACCUCUUUACCAAUGGUAAUUGUUUGUGAGAGUUGCUUUCUAGUAGAGUGUGGCCUUGCAGCAGCAAGACCAACCUGGCCUUACGUGACAGGGCAUUCAACCCUGGCUUUGGCCUCCUCACCCUGUGUGUUAGUUCUCUAAUAGGCAGAACCUAUUCUGCUGGGAUGGUGGGCUCCAGGGAAUGCAGUAGACCUUUUAAAUGUUGUUACUUCAUCUGUGUUUUACUUGAGAGACAUACACUCGAUAGGGAAGGAACUGAAUUUCUCUUUCAGUACCUGUCACCGUUCGAAUUUUAUCUUCCUCGGCUUUAGGGGUGUAACAUGGCAAGUGAUGAGAAAUGAAUUUUCAGGCUGAGCGGCAAUAUGCCGGAGGUGUUCGAUAAUCUUUUUUAAACUGGUGCUUUAUGUACAUGAGAUGUGCUACUAUAAUUAAGACAGAAAUGUUCUUGCUGGUUAAAUCUCAUAAGCCAGUAAUUUACAAACUUCUGUCUCUGCAUCAUUGUUCUUUGUUACUGUGGACUACGUUAACCUUAUGCAAGGUUAGUUUUUAAGUAAUGUACCUUUGUGAUUUUUAAUGCAUUUUCCAAGGUGCUACAGAUAGUCCAGAUUUCUACGCCUGGCAGGUAUAAACCUGGGUGUUUGGAAAUGCUAUUUGCAUCUCCCCUUGAUCACUUAUACCCACAGAGCAUGCUUUUCAAUAUGGAAAUAUUUAUCAAAAGGUGUUUUUCUAAAAGGUUAUAUGCCCUGUUCUUUUUUUAUAAUAAGAGAAACAAAUCCUUGUUGUGAAUCUUAACAUGCUGUUUAGCUGCUGGCUGUGAUGAAUUUUAUUUUUCCUUUAGCCUGGAUCAAGCUGUGUAGGAGUCAUUCAUGUUAUUUAAAUCAUGUACUGUACUGCUGUUUACAUGGAUGUUUUGUGCAGGUGCUUUGAAGCGCUUUGCAUCAGGGACUAGGAACAACUGAAUUAUUUUUUCAUGGGACUGUGUAAAGCAUGUAACUAGGUAUUGCUUUGGUACAUAAUGAUUUGUAGCCUUACAAUGGAUUUUUUUUAUUUAAGUGGAGAAAAUACCCUUUAAAUUAUGGACACUUACUAGAGAAUGGGUUUAAGGAUUUUCCAAGCGUACAGCAAUGGUGUGUUUCAUUAAAUGACAGGUAGUAAAUGUUGAUAUAUUCUAUACAUGACAGUAUGAGACUUUUUCAUUAAAAAAUAUUGAAAAAGUUUUUAAAUUCA